AGCGGCAUCGUCACUGAGACCGCUGCUUGCUUCCCUGCAUUGAUGCAGUAGGAAACUGGUGGGCGAAGGGGUAUUGGAGGCGAUGGAUUGUAUCCUAAAAUUUUUGCGCACACGCUUACUAUAACUCUAGUCAAAACGUCAAAAACUAGGAACCUUAGAUCGAUCCUUCCUCACCUCCAAUGGCACCUUUUAAUAGUAAGGCAGUGGCGAUUGCUGGCAUACUUAUGUGCAUCGUCCGAACCACUACUGAAGCCGUAACCACGGAAGAAAGAAUCCAACUGCGGGAACAAGUUAAAGAAAUGUUUUACCAUGCCUACCGGGCUUACAUGGAAAAUGCAUACCCAGCUGAUGAGCUCAUGCCUCUGAGCUGCAAAGGCCGAUACCGAGGAACAGAGGCCAAUCGAGGGGACAUAGAUGAUGCACUAGGAAAUUUUUCAUUAACCCUGGUGGACACCAUGGACACAUUAAUGCUUUUAGGUGACAUGGAGGAAUUUGAAAGGGCCGUUAAACUUGUAAUCCGGGAUGUCAGCUUUGACAGCGACAUUGUUGUAUCCGUAUUUGAAACCAACAUCAGAAUGGUUGGGGGCCUACUGAGUGGGCACAUCCUGGCUUCAUACCUGCAGGAACGUCACGGUCUCAUGACGUGGUACAGAGGUGACUUGCUGCUCAUGGCUAAGGAGCUUGGGUACCGGUUACUGCCAGCAUUUAAUACAUCCACAGGUGUGCCGCACCCUAGGAUAAAUUUACGGUUGGGCCUGAAGUCACCCAAGCUGGGACAAGUGCACGAGACAUGCACAGCAUGUGCUGGCACAAUGAUUUUAGAGUUUGCUGCCCUUAGCAGACUCACUGGGGAGCCUGUUUUUGAGGCAAAGGCACGAGCUGCUAUGGACUACUUGUGGCAGCAGCGCCACAGGUCGAGUGAUCUCAUGGGCACUGUCCUUAAUAUUCACAAUGGCGACUGGAUACGCAGAGACAGUGGCGUUGGGGCUGGUAUCGACUCCUACUAUGAAUAUUGCCUCAAAGCAUACAUACUUCUCGGGGAUGACCUCUAUCUUGAGAGGUUUAACAAGCACUACACUGCUGUGAUGAAAUAUGUCAGCCAGGGCCCCAUGCUUGUUGAUGUGCACAUGCAUAGGCCCAAUACCAACUCCAGAAAUUUCAUGGAUGCCUUGCUGGCGUUUUGGCCGGGUCUACAGGUACUCAAGGGUGACAUCAAGCCAGCCAUAGAAACACAUGAGAUGCUUUACCAAGUUAUGCAGCUUCACAAUUUUCUUCCGGAGGCAUUUACAACUGACUUCCAAGUACAUUGGGGCCAACAUCCACUGAGACCAGAAUUUGUUGAAAGCACCUAUUUCCUCUUCAAGGCAACAGGGGAUCCCUACUACCUUGAAGCUGGCCGUAGAGUGGUGGAAUCAUUGCAGAAGCAUGCAAGAGUACCCUGUGGAUUCGCUGCCGUCAAGGAUGUUCGCACUGGAACACAUGAGGACAGGAUGGACUCAUUUGUGCUAGCGGAGACGCUCAAGUACCUGUACCUGUUGUUCGCCUCACCAGAGGACCUGCCCCUAGACUUGGACCAUUUCGUCUUCACCACUGAGGCUCAUCUUCUUCCACUCAGCUUAGCACGCAUAAAUCGUACACACUUCGACAUGAUGCAGUCACCGCGAAUGAUGUUCUACGCCCCGGAGGAGGAAUUCUCACACAGCUGCCCCAACACACACUUCCUGUUCCCCAAGAGCAACUACGCACACAGUGUGCGACAGCCUCUCAAAAACCUGGUUGAAGGUGCCUGUCCAACAGUGGCCUCCAGUACUAGGAGGCUCCAUGCAUCACAAUUUGAGGCCAACAAGAAGGAGCACCUGAACUUGGUCAAGAAAAUGGGCGUAUUUGUGACACUUAUGUCUGAUGGCCGCAUUCAACUCAUCCACAACGCUGCGCAGGCCGAGAGCCCUGAAGACGCCCAGGAGGGCCUGCUGUUCAUGCAAGAGAUGAUAGAAUUGGCAAAGCAGCAGAACCAACAAGAACAGCAUGUACGGUCUGUGACAUUCACAUUGCCUUCUACCAAGAUGCAUAUGGUUCUGCAAGCGGGGCCUGCCCAGUUUGGAAAGGACCUUGGGAAGCCAGCUAAUGAAGUUCGUGCUCCACUUGUGGUGCUUGACCCUCUGCGGGGCUGUGGAGAGUUGCACAACAGUCACGAGAUUAAGGGCAAGAUUGUCAUCAUGGAGCGUGGCGAGUGUAUGUUUGUUGAGAAAGCAAGAAAAAUUCAAGCAUUUGGGGCCGUUGGAGGCAUAGUCUUGGAUAACCAGGCAGGCACCAACGCCCGGCAGUCACCAGUGUUUGCCAUGUCCGGUGAUGGCACGGAUGAUGUCACUAUCCCACUUGUGUUCCUCUUCACGGAGGAUGGUCAAGUGCUGCUCAACGCAUUCAAAGAGCACCCUAACCUUGUGGUCACCUUGUCAGACCUCAGCAUCAUCUCGUCCUCAUCCUCCAACACCGAGGGUGAACCUGCUGAAGAAGCAGCCAAUCAAACAUCAGGUGAAUCCAAAAAAAGCAAGAAGGCCUCUGCAGCCACAUCCACAGAAGGUAGACCAUCUUCUGCAGAAGCUGAACUACUACGCAAGGUGCAAAUCUUGCGUCGUUUGGAUGCAUUGGGUCGGCUUCACGGUGAGACAAAUGAGCUGCUAGAGAAAGAGGCCACCAUCCGCCGCAUGCUGGGAAAGUUGCUUAGCCAACACAAGCUUUUUGAGAUGGAUAUUCGCAGCCUUCUAGAGCAUCUAGAAGACUUUACCGCUGAAGCCAAGACAAGGCAUUCUAGUGCCGAUGGAUUGUGCACAUCACCUCUUGUGCCUGCAACAUCAUCAGUCAACCCGCUUUUUAGUGCAGAGGCCUUUGCUGCAUUCAUCAUGCAACACCACUGUGAAUAUACUGCUACGGAGGCAUCUCGAUGACCAUGGGAGCUCAUUUACUCAAACAAUCCUGCCAGGAAGUGCAUUUCUUUUUGCCCUGCCAGUGCUGCUGCAUCCUGCUGCUUCAUUGUGGGUAACUGGAGUGCAUUCCACCCCAAAGUGGUUUAGGAGUUUGCAGUGUGGUGAUAACUUCUACUAUGAAUGUAAAAGCUUCUGAUCAUUGCACGGCUCUUGGUUGUGGCCUAGUGAGCUUGGGAGGAACCAUCUACAUAUAAUCUUAAUGCAAAAAAUAUUUUGAACUGCAAAGUUGUGGUGCCCUUCAAAAUUUGCCUAAUCCUACAAUGUUGCUGCAUUUGAUAAUGACUUGAACUAACUUUUACAGCCGUGUGCCAUACCUGCCAACUCUCCAGAUUUUUCCAUUAAGUUUACCUAUUUGGGCUAGUUUGAUCAUUGUACAAUUGUGCCAAGUUGCACUAAACUUGAGUUGAGCUUUAGUUGAACUUGCAAGCUAGUAAACUUUUACUGGACACAUUGGAGUGACCUAGAUGUGAUGUACAGUAGGCACAGGUAGGAAACAUUCAAGAUGUGGACAGAUUGCUAAAGCUCUACAGGACCUUGGUCACAGUGGUAGAGCUCCUGUCAUUUUCUUGUGUUAAUGCAGAAUGUAAACUGACAUUUAGUACACAGUAUUGCAAGGAUGUUCCAAACGGUACCUUGCUCAUCAUUAUCUAGCUAUUUCCCACCUUAUGAGGAAUAGACAAAACGGUAUUUGCUUCAAGCAAUUUUAUUUAGGCCAAUUUCUGGUGCAAGCAAAAUUCCCAUAGAAAAGUCUGAUAAAAAAAAAAUAGCCAAUGUGAUGUAAAAACAAUAUCUGCUGUUCCAUGUUUCUUUCUGCUUGCAUUCUGUUUCUAAAGCUAAGCCAUGAUUUUGAAGGGCAUAAGCACUAAAAGGAAGGUUUGAGCUCAGGUUUGGAGCAAAUUUUCUUUUUUAAAUUUGUACUCCCCCCCCCUCUCCCAGUGUCAUGUGCAGGGGACAUUUACAAAUUUAACAUUAUGCAGGUCGGCAGGUAUAAUAUGCACAAGCUUUGAGCAUCUGUAUAUAGGAUGUGUGCUUUUGUAUACUAGUUCAGGGCUAAGUCUAUGAAAGAAAACAUUGUCGAGCUAUGUCAUGCACAUGAAUGGAUGCGUGCCCUUCUGCAGAAGCCUAGUCGGUGAAAGUGCUAGCGUAAGCACUUAAAAGGUUUUUACUUCUUCACCGAGAGUCUUUCACAUUGAUGUUGUUGGCAUCUUAUUUGCACAAUGUUUAUUUGCAGUGCUUUUACGAGCAAGCUUUUGUUUUUGCAUGCAACUGUGAAGGCAGCAUCUUAAAAUUCUCAUUUGUUCUUGGCUAGUGUUUUGUAAUUUGCCUAGCAUACGAAGGAUGAAAGUCGUCAUGAUCAUAGAGAGGGUGGUAACAUGCUUUCGUUUGGUCCUUCUUCAGCCAUAACAUUUCUUAAGUUUAUGGUAGCCGUAUCUCUCCCUUUAUUGUAUUUAUUAUUACAUAUCAUAAACAGCUAGAUUACAGCACUAUAUAAUGUGUUUUUCACAACAGCAAGAAAUAAAUGUUGUACCAGCAGUGCAAGAGCUUCAGAAAAACUUAAUAUCUUUCAUACUUCCAAAGUUUGUAAAACAUUGUACCCACAAAGCAACUUGAACAUAUAAAGCACUGUAGCAACCGUUUGUUUAUAGUGACAGAUGGGCUAGAACAUCUUCAAAGCCACCUAACCACCAGCUCACUUGGCCACAAUCAAAGGACUUAAAAAGGUAAUCUUUGCUUAUUCACAUUGAAACUAUCUGUCAGCAGGUUUAUGUUUAAAAAAAAUAGUGCCAGAGCAUGACCCUCUGCCCCGAGUUAUAUGGAUACUAUGGAUACCACAGUGAAAGAGCAAGCAACUAUCAAGUUAUGCCCACCAUAUAUAUAUAUAUAUAUAUAUAUAUAUAUAUAUAUAUAUAUAUAUAUAUAUAUCAUUAAUUGAGCAUUGAGAAGUUGAGACCAGUAAUUUCUUUCAUUUAACAUGAUAUGUACUUGGGAGAAACUUGCCAAAGGUCAGAAAUAGUGUAAAUAUAUUCCACAUUGUCUUUAAGAACUUGUUCUAUUGAUGAUUAUGUUUAAAUAAGAGGUUACCUGGGGCCAGCGUCAUGUGCAGAUUGCUACCUGUUUAUGAGAGCUGUGUGAAGUAAGAGUACUCUCAGUCAGGGAUGUUGUGUCAAAGACAACAUGUGCUGUUUACUGCCCUUGUUAACAAGCCAUGCAGUGUUUCUAUAGUGUAUACAGGAUGAAAUCGAUCAUUAGCAAGAGGGUAUGACGGUGCUGUUUCGAGGUUUUUUUAGCAAGAAGUAAAGGUCAUGGCAAAAUAGUAAGGCACAUGACAUACAUAUCUGAAGUGUGGUAUAUCUGUAAUGACAAUGUUUGAUUGUGUGAGCAAACAGAAUGAAGUGACCUGAUAAAAAUGUGCCACUGCAUUUCAGGGGACCUUGGUUAUAUGGCAAUGUGAUUGUCUGUCUGGCUGAACAUUGACAUAGAAUUUCCUGUUCCUAUUUCUAUUCUGAUUUGAGCUACUUUUUCACAGUGUACUUUUAUUUUUUAUUCUUUACUACAGCCCACAUUUUUAAGCCUGCUUUAACUAUGCUGUUUUUCUGUUUCUGUAAAAAAAAAAAAAAAGCACCUGUGAGAUUAUCUUAAUGCAGGUUAGUGUAGCAUGUGUAUGAUUUUUAUUUCAGGGCUACUGUUAGAAACUCUACUAUAUGUGGCAAAGAGAUCUUGAGAGUGGUUUUGAUUCUGUUCUUCCAUCCAUCGAAGGCUUUUCUGCAAUACGUGUGCGUGUGUAUAUAUGUGUGAUGUGAAACCUUCAAACCCUUUGGAACAUGUCUGUGUAUUGUUCUUCCUUGGAAACCAAGGAUUCAUUUCCUUUGUACAGCAGGACUCUGCAUCAGUGUCAUGAAUAUGAGAAUUCAGUCAAAUGUAAGGAUGCAAAUGAAAAGCCCUGCAGGAUAUUUGCUAAAGUUUAUCAGUUCAUUUUUUCUUGUUAAUUUAUGCUGGUUUAUCAUCAUAACAGAGCCUGAUUAGCAAAAAGUAUUAGCAUGUAUAUUGUGUUAUAGAUAUGCAAAAAGGAUAAGCAAGGGAAUGAUAAAUGUUUGAGUGUAGUUAUUUGCUCUGUUGCUCCUCAUACACUUUUUUUAGUGUAUUUAAUACUGCUAUGGAAAUAUCAUUUGCUAUAAAACUAUGAAUGGAGGAGCUCUUUAUUGUAGCUUUGCUAGUGUGGGAACUGCCUGUGCUUCUAGUUGUUUACACUGUGGUCAUAAGGCAAGUAUUAUGGCUUACUCGGCAUUCUCAUUCUUUCUUUGUUCGUGUGUGUACUUGUUGCAGUGAAUGAAUGAUGCAGAUACGUAUAUACAUCCAUCCACUUUUCCCAGAAAGAAAUGUUUUGGACACUCACGUGCAAGAAUUUUUUUCCUUGGUGCUAUGUAGUGAUCCUGUCAAAGGACUUGAGACAGUUUGUAAAGCAGUGUUUUGAAUUUAUGUAAAAUCUGUGACACAUGUUUCUCUAUUGUUACAGCUAUAUAUAGAGACUCCGAAGAUGUUAUAUCGCAAUUGUGCAGUCUCAUUCACAUGGUUUCACAUUUGCUUUUAUUCUGUUCAACGUAAUCUUCUACAAGUUACUGAAGGGCUGGUACAUGCUUGCUUGGCUGGUUCUGGCCAAAACAUUUGGAAAAUUUUGCUGUUUGAUAUUUAUGGCACAGUGUAUGAUCAUAGACCAUUGGAUUCUCGAACAAGGAGGUACAAAUUUUGCAACUUGGUUCUGGCUAGAGCAAUGCAUGAUGCAGAGUGAAUUUUGUUAAAGGUUAUCUAGGCACCUGCAAAAAUUUUACCCAUUUGUUUAUAAUUAAGGCACAAGGUUUAAUUAUGAACAGAGAUUUUUAUCGCCUCUUUCUGUGCCGUACUAUCUUAUGCUAGUCAACCAGUGUCCUGCGAUAUAGGUGUGUACUGUCAAGCAGUAUUAUCACUUUGUUGUAUAGUACCAUUUUGCGGAUAGGGAAUGGUCAGAGACUGCUUGGUGGUACACAUCAAUGACCAUGUAUGCUGAAAAACUGGCAUAACACUUCACAGCCCAAAUCAGAUAGGGGCAACAGGGCAUUUAUCAGCGAUACCUUGUUACCAUGAAAGCUUUGCACUGAUGCAUUCUUUAAGUCUGCCAUGAACCCCGUAGUCAUAGCCACUAUGUUACCAUCCAUUCUUUCCUUUUUUCUCUUCAUAUUUUUCACGUGAAGUAGGCCAGUGUUGUUGCCAAGUGAUAAAAUACAGAGUAUAUAAUAAAGUGUGAUCACAAUAAUAUGUACUUCAAUUUGAAUGAGUCAGUAGUAAUUAUUAUUUUCAAAUUCAGUGAACCGUUAUUGUAACUUGUGGAUAGCAAGAUAUUUUAUAUAAGUGAUUAAGUGAAUAUGAGAUAACCACAGAACCAUUUGCAGAAGCAUCAGAAGUAAAUGGUAAUGUGGUGUGUUUAAAGCAGACAUUCAAGCAGUGUUAUUUGUAAUCGUUGCAAAAUUUUUGUAUAAAUGAAAGAAAGCAGCACUUUUUGAGUUUACUGAAUAUUUGCUGAUGAUAACUGUGAGUACGUCUUUGUACGUCUUUACAAAUUGGAUAGACAUUGGAUUCUUUAGACAUUGAAUAAUAUGUUUCUCCAAUCAAAAGUACUCAGUAAAUAAUAAUUGGUUCUCAUCUCUG
Molecule: messenger RNA, 7664 nt
Organism: Rhipicephalus sanguineus (brown dog tick)
Lineage: Eukaryota; Metazoa; Arthropoda; Arachnida; Ixodida; Ixodidae
Product: ER degradation-enhancing alpha-mannosidase-like protein 3
Exons: 21
Coding region: 180-2945 (921 amino acids)
Biological process (GO): endoplasmic reticulum mannose trimming; mannose trimming involved in glycoprotein ERAD pathway; carbohydrate metabolic process
Cellular component (GO): endoplasmic reticulum; membrane
Molecular function (GO): calcium ion binding; mannosyl-oligosaccharide 1,2-alpha-mannosidase activity
Source: RefSeq, a predicted model, not a curated record